This is a messenger RNA of Myotis daubentonii (Daubenton's bat), 6903 nucleotides long. It is a transcript of the gene RAP1GAP2, whose product is annotated as RAP1 GTPase activating protein 2. Gene Ontology annotation, molecular function: GTPase activator activity. Gene Ontology annotation, cellular component: cytoplasm; plasma membrane. Gene Ontology annotation, biological process: regulation of small GTPase mediated signal transduction. The record is from RefSeq and is a predicted model, not a curated record. Lineage: Eukaryota; Metazoa; Chordata; Mammalia; Chiroptera; Vespertilionidae.
GGCGGCAGCCCGGCGCGGGGUAGAGGGCGAACACGGGCGCCGAGACCCCGAGAGCGCCGAGCUCGAGCGGACCGCCUCCUGGUGCUGGCGGCCGGGCCGCGGGAUCCGCUCGCAGCCGGGGCGCCCCGGGCCGAGCACGGGAGGCGGGGUCAGGGCGGGGUCCCGGCGCGGGCGGCGGAUCUGAGCGGGAGCCCCAGAGCCGCCCGUCCCGGCCGCGCCCCGAGCGAGCCUGGGAAAUGCCCGCACCGGGGGAGCGGGCGCGGGCUACCCCGCGGGCCCCGAGGAGACGCUGAAGGUCGCCGGGAAGUGAGCGCCCAGUCACCUGACACCGGGGCGCACCUAGGCGGGGCGGGGUCCAUGCGAGGCGGGCGGCCGGGGGCCGGCGGCGGGCGGCGCGGAGCGCGCGGAGCCGGGCCGACGGGGGCGCGCGGCGGGCGGGCGAGGGCGCGGCCGGGCACCGGCGGCGGCCUCGCCAUGUCCCAGCCGGCGGGGAGGAUGCAUUGCCGGAAGGCGGGGAUCCGCGCCGCCGUGGUGCUCAUCGGACUCCUGCACAAAUCCCGAAAACAGAAUAAAGAGAAAAGGAAGCAGGAGCUGGCCAACAGCUCGGAUGUGCCCCUGCCAGACCGGUCGCUGUCCCCUCCUCUCACGGCACCUCCCACCAUGAAGUCGGCGGAGUUCUUCGAGAUGCUGGAGAAAAUGCAGGGGAUCAAGCUUGAAGAGCAGAAGCCGGGACCCCAGAAGAACAAGGACGACUAUAUCCCGUACCCCAGCAUCGACGAGGUUGUGGAGAAGGGAGGCCCGUACCCCCUGAUCGUCCUGCCCCAGUUUGGGGGCUACUGGAUCGAGGACCCGGAGAACGUGGGCACGCCCACCUCGCUGGGCAGCAGCAUCUGUGAGGAGGAGGAAGAGGACAGCUUCAGCCCCAGCACCUUUGGCUACAAGCUCGAGUGCAAGAGUGAAGCCAGGGCCUACCGCAGGCACUUCCUGGGCAAGGAUCAUCUAAACUUUUACUGCACCGGUAGCAGUUUGGGGAACCUGCUCCUGUCCAUCAAGUGCGAGGAGGUGGAGGGCAUUGAGUACCUUCGGAUUAUUCUCAGGUCCAAAGUGAAGACGGUGCAUGAACGGAUCCCCUUGGCGGGCCUGAGCAAGCUGCCCAGCAUCCCUCAGAUUGCCAAGGCGUUCUGCGAUGACGCAGUGGGACUGAAAUUCAGCCCUGUCCUGUACCCCAAGGCCUCCCACAUGAUUGUGUCCUAUGAUGAGCAUGAUGUCAAGAACACAUUCAAAUUUGGGGUCAUUUAUCAAAAAGCCAAGCAGACCCUGGAGGAGGAGCUGUUUGGGAACAACGAGGAGAGCCCAGCUUUCAGGGAGUUCUUGGACCUGCUGGGGGACACCAUCACCCUGCAGGACUUCAAAGGUUUCCGAGGAGGCCUGGAUGUCACCCACGGACAGACGGGGGUGGAGUCGGUGUACACGAUAUUUCGGGACAGGGAGAUCAUGUUUCACGUCUCCACAAAGCUGCCCUUUACCGAGGGAGACGCCCAGCAGCUCCAGAGAAAGAGACACAUUGGGAAUGACAUUGUGGCCAUCAUCUUCCAAGAGGAAAACACACCGUUUGUCCCAGAUAUGAUUGCCUCCAACUUCCUGCACGCCUACAUCGUGGUGCAGGCCGAGAGCCCGGGCACGGACGCCCCAGCCUACAAGGUCUCAGUCACGGCGCGGGAAGACGUGCCGGCCUUUGGCCCACCUCUGCCCAACCCCCCGGUUUUCCAGAAGGGCCCCGAGUUCAGGGAGUUUCUGCUCACCAAGCUCACCAACGCAGAGAACGCCUGCUGCAAGUCGGACAAGUUCGCGAAACUGGAGGACCGGACGAGGGCCGCCCUCUUGGACAACCUUCACGACGAGCUCCAUGCCCACACACAGGCCAUGCUGGGACUCGGCCCGGAAGAGGACAAGUUUGAGAACGGGGGCCACGGGGGAUUCCUGGAGUCCUUCAAGAGGGCCAUCCGCGUGCGCAGCCACUCCAUGGAGACCAUGGUGACCAGCCAGAAGAAGCCGCACAGCGGGGGCCUCCCCGGCAGCCUCAGCGGGGGCAUCUCCCACAACAGCGUGGAGGUCACCAAGACCACCUUCUCGCCUCCAGUGGCAGCGGCAACUGCCAAGAACCAGUCUCGGAGCCCCAUCAAGCGGCGGUCGGGGCUCUUCCCCCGUCUGCACACGGGCUCUGAAGGCCAAGGGGACAGCCGGACGCGGUGCGACAGUGCAUCCAGCAACCCCAAGACUGUGGACGGCGGGCACUCUUCUCAGGAGAUCAAGUCUGAGACCUCGUCCAACCCCAGCUCUCCGGAGAUCUGCCCCAGCAAGGAGAAGCCCUUCAUGAAGUUGAAGGAGAACGGCCGGGCCAACAUCUCCCGCUCCUCCUCCAGCACCAGCAGCUUCAGCAGCACGGCCGGGGAGGGCGAGGCCAUGGAGGAGUGUGACAGUGGGAGCAGCCAGCCGUCCACAACCUCGCCCUUCAAGCAGGAGGUGUUUGUCUACAGCCCGUCCCCCAGCAGCGAGAGCCCCAGCCUGGGGGCAGCCACCACCCCCAUCAUCAUGAGCCGGAGUCCGACAGAUGCCAAAAGCAGAAAUUCCCCGAGGUCAAACCUGAAAUUCCGCUUUGAUAAGCUCAGCCAUGCGAGCUCCAGUGCGGGUCACUAAUGCGAAAGAGGAGUCCUUCGCCUGUCAAAGGAAAGCCCCGAUUCUGUCUUGGAGAAGGCUCCUAUCCUAGCAGUUUGGGGGUGCCAUUCACUACUCUGACCGUCACCGGCCUGUUGCUCCAUCGGCCACCUGCCCACCAGACCAGCUAUCUGUCCCAGUGCCCCGACCGGCACAGCCCUGCCCGCUCCUUUGCCAAGACACCCUGCGAGCCCCUCCCCAUCUCUGGACAAGGCCUCAUUCCUCCAGGCUCCCCUGCUCCUGACCCCCCAUGUGCUAUGUGUCUGGGUCAUCUGUUACCUUGUUUUUGUCUGCAGCAGCCAGCGUUGGGUGAGCAGGGAUCUGGGUACUGGGGACUCAGAGAGCCGAGAGGCAGAGCCUGGUGGGGUCGGGGGGUGGGGGGAUGGGGGGAUGGGGGGCAGAGGCCCAGAGGGGACUGCGCCUGGGGAGGGGCAGCGCCAGGUCCUGGCAGGCAGGCAUUUUGUGCUGCUGGAGGGAGCACCUUUGCAGGAGCCGAAUCUGUAGCUCCUGGAAGAUGUCCUGGUAGAAGUCGGCUCUGUCGCUCCCAACAUCUGUUUGCUUCUGUGCUAGGAGCUUCUUCCCCAUCUGCUGCCAGCUGCCAGGGCCUUUGUCCCUACUGCCCGGGCAUGGCCGGGUGAAGCUGCGACGGGGCUGGGCACGUGGGAGUGGGCGCCACACUCUUCCUGGCAGCCUCAAUCACACAGGCUCCUGUGUGGUUGCUGUGGGCGAGGCCGGAGCCAGUCUCUCUCUUUGAGCAGAUGCUUUUCCCACGAAGGGCUGGGCGCCAGGAGAGGAGGAGCUGGGAGGGAGCGAGGCAGCGAACGCCUGGGCCUUGGCUGGAGACCCUGAGACCCAGGCCAGGAUCCCUGUCCCGCUGGUGGCGGAGGCUCGUAGGUUUGUGGGGAGUCGCUGCAACCCACCUCUUGGUGAGAGCGGGGAGGUGAGGUGAGAGGACUCAGGUGUGGUCAGGCCUUGGUCUGGGUGGAGAGCUCAGGUGAGGGGAAGGGGUGGCCUCCUUCUGCGUUUAUGUUCUGGCAUCUGUGGGAGACCCAGUGCUGCCUGGGGGCUGUGCCCUUUGGCUCUGUCGGGCUCGAUCCCACCCUUUUGUGCCGCCCCCCCAGUCUCCUCUUCGCCUUCCCCGCUGUGGGGCUACAGGCAGCUGUCACAUCGGUGGGAUUCCUGCAGCCUGGGCCCCAGCUGGUGCAGUUGAGACACCUUCUGCCAGGGCCCCUCAGCCAGAGCCACCUCCCCGGGGAAGAGCCGGCGCAAUACUCUUCCUCGCGGCUCUCUGUGGGCAGCCCCCUCCUGGCUGCUCACCACCCCCUGAGUCUUCGUGUGGUUUCUGGGUGUCCUCCAGGUACAGCGGAGUCUGAAGAGCAGACCCUGGAGGUGCUGCGGUUCCAGGUGCACCUGGGCCCUCACGGGCGGAUGACAAGGUUUCCAACCCGACGCUCUAUCUGCAGCGGGUCUGGGCUGAUUCCCGAGUCGAGGCAUAGAAACGUUACCCCAGCUGUUGUGACGUUUCCCCAUUGCUGUAGCAAGGAGAGCCGAACCUCGGGCCCUCGUCCCCCACUCACGUGGACCCCGGGGGAUCCUGUCUGCAGGCUGGUGGGCCUCUCCCCUCACACUGUCUGGGAAACGUGUUUACUUCAAGGCCUAGCCCUGUAGAAUGUAUUCUAGUUAGGAGGUCAACACGUGUCUGGGUAGAGGGAUUAAACGUUCCUGCAGCAGCACUUGCUGCUGCGACGAGGCCGGCAGGUCCUGGCAGCGUCCUGUCGGCUGGGUUCCUGAAGGAACUUGGAAGGUCGAACUGCAUUUCUUUAAAAACAACCCCAGGCUUCUGGCUUGCUUCUCUGGAGAGCUGGUGUUUGCAGCUGCUGGGUGGUGGUGCUGUGUUCGUGGUCUGGGGGGUCCUCUGGGAUUUCCAGGUGGUCCCCACUCUGUUCCGCUUGGGAACCUCAUACCCACCUUCCCCCUCUGCUUGCCCCCCCCCCACCCUCCUGUAGCCCCCGCCUCCAGGGAAGGACUUGUUCCUGCCUCUGAGCCCGUGGCCAGGGUGGCCGGGCAGGUCCUGGAAACCGAGAGGCACAGGUCUGCCCCAAGAAUCGCAGGCCUGAGCAGUGGGCCUGCCCUCUGCUAACGGGGAUGCCUGGGAAGGAUCUGAAAGGUCCCUCCCUCUGUGUCUGCAUCACCAUCUUGGACAAGUCCAUCCUGUAGCUUCCAAAAUGUACAUGGCCAGGGCCGAGGGGGAGAGGAGAGGAGAAGCAGGACCCGCAGUCCCCUCACCCCCCCCCCCCGCCACCCCCCCCACCCUCGGGGCCACGGGGGAGGCAGCCCAUGUGCCUGGACAGUCUCCUUGCAUCUGCUCUGGCCUCGGAUGUCUUUCCUGUUAUUGCUGUGCCCGUCUUGGGGCUCAUAGAUGUGCUGAAGCCUCCUGGGUCCUUGUGACUGGACUCGUCCCAAUGGUGCUCCCGCUGGUACCCCAGGGGCCUGUGUGUGGCCCCCCCGGACACAGGAGAAGUGUUUCCCGCUCACUCGCGCCUCUGGCUGCGGGAACUGCCUGACUCACGGAAGAACUGCCUAUCGGCUCUGUAGGCACCCAGCUGCCUCUGCUCAGAUGAUGCUUAAAAACGGAGGCAGGAGGAGCUUCUGAGAGGUCUCAGCUGGAGUUUCUGACACGAAUGGAACCCGGUGUUUCUGGAAAAGGAUUCUGUGGUUCAGCCUUGUCAGGGGCAUCUUGCUGUCCACGCCUCCCGGGCUGCUUUGAGCAUCGGAUGCAGCCCAGGCCACUGUCCAGGGGAGAAGCUCCGCCCCCGAGAGGGGCCUGACUUGCUUGAGGUCACCUCACCGGCCAGCGGCCAGCGGCAAAGCUGGGCCCUUUCCCGGCACCGCCUACGCGGCUGCUCAGCCAGUGGCUGCGUGUGCUGGGCCCCGAGUUGUGGAAGCCGGUGAGCUGGGGCCUGGGCACCGGCUGGGAGGUGCGAGCCGCCCAGGGUGCUGGUGGCUGUUCAUCGGGAGGGAUGUCCUCUGGGACUUUUCAGCGAGGGCCCGGGGCUCUGGGUGCAGCUCUGGGCCCCGGAGACGCGGCGGGAAAGAGAUUUCAGUGGCUUGGUCCUCAGUGACAUCGGCCCUUCAGCUCCGGUGUGUGAGGGGGGACGCAGUGAUCCGAACCUCAGUUUCCCCUUUUUAAGUUAAGGAAAGUGUAAAAGAAAACGCUUUGAUUCUCCCUGAUCCUUAAAGCACGGUGGUUAGUGGAAACGUAGACGCAGGGGACCAGGCGGGCGGGAGGGAGCCUGUUUGGGUUUCUCGCCCUGAUGGUUUAAGGGGCCAACGCAAACACUACCUUCUUCAUUCAGUCGUGAGGCGCCAGUGGCAGGUCUGUGGUGGGGGGAUGGUUGGGGUUCAGGCAGAUCUGAGGGCUGCAGGUGUCUGGCAGGGACCUGGCCGCUCAGGACCCCACGGCUCCUCCCAGCCUCUGGCUACCCCUCCCUCAAGGGCCAGGGUGGGCCAGUGGGGUUUGCCCCGCCUGCCCCGCAGCCUGCCAGGGGCGGUUGGGGCAUUCUCUACAAGCUCUGAUACCUGUUUCAUCACGAGCCCCUUGCCCCACCCAAACCCACGGGUCCCCCCUUUUCGCUGGGCCAGGGGCCCCUGGGGAGGGGAAGGAGACAGCCCCCAGCAGGGCCAACCAAUGACGGGGAGCCCUGCCUAGGGAGGUGCUGGGGCAGGGCUCUGCUCUGUGCCUUACCAGCCCCGGGGAGAGGGUGUUUGGCGGGAAGACUGGAACUUCAACGCUAUUGUCUUUGAUCUUGUGACAUUCCGCUGGGAAGGCUCAGCCCCCCGCCGCCCCCCCUCGCCGCUCCUUCCUUCGCAUGUGCGCCAGCGCUCCCUGUCAUGCGCGCCCCUUCCACCCGCGUGAGCGCCUCCUCCGGGCGCAGAGCCCACGGGGUGCAGCGUGGACCCGAGGACCCACGUGGUGGUGACUUCCCUUCCUGCCCUCUUCGUGGGGGGGGGGGGGCUUGUGGACCCUGACUGCCUAUGUCAUGUAAAUAGUGUACAUUUAAUUUAUUGCUAUGGUAGCACAUUGUAUUUGUUAAUGUAUAAAACAAAUUCUAAAAGGUUGACAAAUGUAUAUUUUGUUGCUUAAAUGUGUCUUUGCAGAAAUUGACAAUAAAUAACAUAUUUUGUGUC